Messenger RNA from Sphaeroforma arctica JP610, 384 nucleotides. RefSeq lists its product as hypothetical. Gene Ontology annotation, molecular function: protein binding. NCBI's taxonomy places the organism in Eukaryota, Ichthyosporea, Ichthyophonida. The transcript has 2 exons. Gene Ontology annotation, cellular component: nucleus. The record is from RefSeq and is a predicted model, not a curated record. The annotation marks the transcript as partial.
GUCGUCGGCGAUGGUGCCCGUGUAGUAGACACGGAUUCAGGCGAACUGGUCAGUGAAUGGCUAGCCGCUGACGGUGUGCGCAUCAGCGUGUGUGCUGGUAACAGCUCACAACUAGUGCUGGCCAUGGGGGGGAGUGAGUUGGUGUAUCUCCGCGUAGAUCAAGAUGGUGUGAUGACUGAGGUGGAGCGUGUGACUAUGGACCACGAAAUCGCGUGUCUGGGCUUGUCGCCGGUGGGUGUUGAAUAUCCCGGGGCAAAAGGCGCAGAUGCGAUGGAUAUGGAUGGACAAUUCACAGAGAACGAGGCGCAUUUAGUAACCGUGGGGCUCUGGACAGACAUCAGUAUACGUGCGCUGUACCUGCCAUCGCUAACCGCCGCGGCUAAG